This is a messenger RNA of Magnolia sinica, 1733 nucleotides long. Its product is annotated as succinate--CoA ligase [ADP-forming] subunit beta, mitochondrial. Gene Ontology annotation, cellular component: mitochondrion; succinate-CoA ligase complex. The coding region runs from base 190 to 1461 and encodes 423 amino acids. Gene Ontology annotation, biological process: tricarboxylic acid cycle; succinyl-CoA metabolic process. The record is from RefSeq and is a predicted model, not a curated record. NCBI's taxonomy places the organism in Eukaryota, Viridiplantae, Streptophyta, Magnoliopsida, Magnoliales, Magnoliaceae. Gene Ontology annotation, molecular function: metal ion binding; ATP binding; succinate-CoA ligase (ADP-forming) activity. The transcript has 12 exons.
AAUAGAGAAAAGAAUAGUAGUCUCCACUCCCUCCGACUUUCUCGGCGGACCGGAGGAGAGAACGCAGAGCGUAGUUGAUUGACUCAGACGCCGACUCCACCUCGACACGAAUCGGGUUUGAUCGGUUCGAUUCUCCAUUUCAAGAUCCGAGAGAGAGAGAGAGAGAGAGAGAGAGAGAGAGAGAGAGAGAUGGCAAGAGGAUUGGUGAAAAGGCUCGUUUCUCAGACGCUCUCCAUCGCAGGGAAAUGGCAGCAGCAGCAGAUCCGCCGUCUCAAUAUCCAUGAAUAUCAGGGUGCUGAGUUGAUGAGCAAGUACGGGGUUAACGUUCCGAAGGGCGUUGCUGUUUCUUCUGUCGAAGAGGUGAAGAAGGCAAUUCAAGAUUUCUUCCCCAAUGAAAAGGAGUUGGUGGUUAAAAGCCAAAUUCUUGCUGGUGGACGAGGCUUGGGAACUUUUCAAAAUGGAUUUAAGGGUGGAGUGCAUAUUGUCAAAGUCGAUGAGGUUGAAGCCAUAUCUGGGAAGAUGCUGGGGCAGAUACUUGUCACCAAGCAAACUGGACCGCAGGGGAAGGUUGUGAGCAAGGUGUACUUGUGCGAAAAGUUGUCACUGGUGAAUGAAAUGUAUUUUGCUAUUACUCUUGACCGUACAACGGCUGGUCCACUUAUAAUAGCCUGUAGAAAAGGAGGAACCAGCAUCGAAGACCUUGCUGAGAACUUCCCUGACAUGAUUAUUAAGGUGCCUAUUGACGUUUUCGAAGGUAUCACAGAUGAGGAUGCUGCUAAAGUUGUAGAUGGUUUGGCUCCUCAGGUCGCAGACAGAAAUGCUUCAAUGGAACAAGUGAAGAAGCUAUACAAACUUUUCUGUGAAUGUGACUGCACACUGUUGGAGAUAAAUCCAAUUGCAGAGACUUCUGAUAAGCAAUUAGUUGCUGCUGAUGCAAAGUUGAAUUUUGAUGAUAAUGCUGAUUUUCGACAGAAGGAGAUAUUUGCUUUCCGUGAUCCAUCACAAGAGGACCCUAGAGAGGUUGCAGCUGCCAAAGCAGAUUUGAACUAUAUUGGUUUGGAUGGAGAAAUUGGAUGCAUGGUGAAUGGUGCCGGUUUGGCAAUGGCUACGAUGGAUAUAAUUAAAUUGCAUGGUGGAACACCUGCCAAUUUUCUUGAUGUUGGUGGGAAUGCAUCAGAAGGCCAGGUGGUGGAAGCAUUUAAAAUAUUAACAUCUGAUGAUAAGGUGAAAGCUAUCUUAGUUAACAUUUUUGGAGGGAUCAUGAAAUGCGAUAUAAUAGCGAGUGGGAUUGUAAAUGCAGCCAAACAGGUUGCACUGAAAGUACCAGUGGUCGUUCGCCUGGAAGGCACCAACGUUGAUCUAGGGAAAAGGAUUCUCAAGGAGAGUGGUAUGGCAUUGAUCACAGCAGAAGAUCUGGAUGAUGCAGCAGAGAAAGCAGUAAAAGCAACAGUGCACCAGUGAGUUUGGAACUUUAUCAUGCGUUCCAUUUCACCCGUUUCUUCUUCUUCUUCUUUUUCUUUUUCUUUCUUUUUUUUUUUUUUUUUUUUUUAACGUGCAUUUGGGCAAUGGAAGUUGGUCUGAGGAUUUCAAUUGGGGUGUGAGACUGAGUUCACAAAAUAAGCCUGUUCUUUUUAUGAAAUGAAUUCAUUGUUUCUACUAACAAGGUGAGCUCAUUGAGUUGGAGCUCUUUAUUUGGUACCAUUUUUAUCCAAUCUGUAUUGGUUUUUUUUUUU